This is a messenger RNA of Corylus avellana, 459 nucleotides long. Lineage: Eukaryota; Viridiplantae; Streptophyta; Magnoliopsida; Fagales; Betulaceae. The record is from RefSeq and is a predicted model, not a curated record.
AUGCAGAUUCAUAUUAUUUGCUCCAUUUGUUUCUUUGCUUACGCCGGAGUGCAAGCAAAUGAUGAUGAGGAAAAUAAGCAUCAUCAUGAUCAUGACGAUAAGUGGAAUGAUUCUAGCCUUUGGGUGUUUGCCGCUUAUAUGGCUAUCUUGAUAGGCAUUACCCUAGUUCUUUUCCUACUACUCUUUUUGUGGCACCGCUUCUGCCAUGUGGAUCCAGUGGCUGCUAUGAUACAAAGGUUCCCUGUUUUCACUUUUGUUCCUGGUGGGGAAUCCGGGUUUGGAGCCACAGAGUGCAGCAUCUGCCUGACGGAAUUUGCCGAUGGGGAGCAUCUCCGGAUGCUGCCGUGUGGACACAUAUACCACCGGCAGUGUCUUAGAGAGUUGGUCGCUUCAGGGAGCAUGACUUGUCCAGAUUGCCGCCAUAAUUUUGGCAAUAAUAAUGCAUGGGAAGUCAGAUAA